Magallana angulata is the source of this 887-nucleotide messenger RNA. Its product is annotated as scavenger receptor class F member 2-like. The record is from RefSeq and is a predicted model, not a curated record. The transcript is spliced from 4 exons. NCBI's taxonomy places the organism in Eukaryota, Metazoa, Mollusca, Bivalvia, Ostreida, Ostreidae. The coding region runs from base 13 to 429 and encodes 138 amino acids.
CCAAAAAUCAACAUGUUUAGUUUAUUCAAAUACUCCCUCAUUGUUUUUUUAAACAUUGUUCAUACAUCCAUGGGGCUUCAUGGGGCAUGUUCAAAUGGUUCAGAUGGAAGCCCCUUGGAGUGUUGUGAAAACUAUCGAGCCGUUGGGAACUCUUGUGAAGAAUGUUGGCCGGGAACUCAUGGUGUAGAUUGUAGAAACGACUGCCCGCCUAACUUCUACGGCAGAUUAUGCUUAGAGAAAUGUGGCUGUGAACCAUGUGAUAGAGUCAUAGGAUGCUCAAUUACAACUGAUACGAGUAGUAAGAAGUCUGCUUCGGGGGAAGAUGAAAGUUCAACGAACUCUUCAACAUGGCUUACGUUGUCAGUCUUAGCAUCUUGUUUCGUUAUCUGUUUUAUUUUCUCUCUACGAAUCUUCUGUAUAAUUCGGUAAAUGAAAACAUGAUAUAUAUCUUAUUUCACUAAGAUUGAAAAUGCAAUAUUGAUGUUUAUUUAUGCUUCAUAAAUUGAAUUGGUUGAAAUAAUUAUGCUUGCAGACGGAUACCUACUUCAAAACCAACAUAUCUGGCCGAAUAUGGUAGUUAAACAUUUCUAAUCACUUUAAAAGCUACACAGAACUUGACAGAUCCCAAAAACAUGACAGAAUUAAGCACUCAAAAUGUUUAUGGUCAUGUAGACUUAAUAUAUAGAGAUUACAAAAGUCUUCAACUGACAGCGUUGGAUAAUAUGAUCACUUGCAAAUCAAGAUUAAAAAUUCGACUCCUUUUAGAAAUACUAAACAAAAGUGGAUAACGGUACAUCUCAGAUGGUGUCUACAGUUUCAAACAUUGUUAAAACAGGGAACGUUGAAUUAAAAAAUGCAAUCAAAUACAAGAAAAUUAAAAAAACAAG